AUUGAGUUAUUUUGUGCAGGCACAAGUCGGAUGGAAGGGAAAAAAAGUGGGAUGGAAAGAGUAGCGAGAUUGGAACCUUUAAAACGAUGAGGUUCCAGUCUCUGUGAGCGGGAAUGGCCCCGGGCGACAUGGUGCCGGAGCACGCCAGGCAGCUCAAACCCCGGGAGAAGCCGCUGCCACAGCCCCGGCCCUCGGAGUGCGACAGUGAGGUGGACGGCACCUUCGUUUUCGAGGCGCACGAGGCCUGGAAGGAGUUCCAUAAUUCCCUGCGGCAGUUCUACGAGGCGGGCGAGCUCUGUGACGUCACGCUUAAGGUGGGCAGCAAGCUGAUACCAUGCCACAAGCUCGUGCUGGCAUGCGUCAUCCCCUACUUCAGGGCCAUGUUCCUGUCGGAGAUGUCUGAGGCCAAGCAGGAGCUGAUCGAAAUCCGCGACUUCGACGGGGACGCCAUCCAGGACCUGGUGACCUUUGCCUACUCCUCGCGCCUGACGCUGACGGUGGACAACGUGCAGCCUCUGCUGUACGCGGCUUGCAUCCUGCAGGUGGAGCUGGUGGCCCGGGCCUGCUGCGAGUACAUGAAGGCCCACUUCCACCCGUCCAACUGCCUGGCGGUGCGCACCUUCGCCGAGAGCCACAACCGCGUGGACCUGAUGGACAUGGCCGACCGCUACGCCUGCGAGCACUUCCGCGAGGUGGUGGAGUGCGAGGACUUCCCCUGCGUGUCGCCGCAGCACCUGUGCACCCUGCUGUCGUCCAGCGACCUCAACAUCCUGUCCGAGACGCAGGUGUACAGCGCCGCCGUCAAGUGGCUGAAGGCCAACCCGCAGCACCACGCGGCCUGGCUGGACCGCAUCAUGUGCCAGGUGCGUCUCCCCCUGCUGCCCGUGGACUUCCUCACGGGGACGGUGGCCAAAGAAGAGAUGAUCAAGGGCAACCUGAGCUGCCGUGACCUGCUGGACGAGGCCAGGAACUACCACCUGCACCUCAGCAACAAGGUGGUCCCAGACUUUGAGUAUUCCAUCCGCACCACGCACAGGAAGUACACGGCAGGCGUGCUGUUCUGCGUGGGCGGGCGUGGCGGGUCCGGGGACCCGUUCCGCAGCAUCGAGUGUUACUCCAUCAGCAAGAACAGCUGGUUCUUCGGGCCCGAGAUGAACAGCCGCCGCAGGCACGUGGGAGUCAUCUCUGUGGGAGGGAAAGUUUAUGCAGUUGGAGGACACGAUGGAAGUGAACACUUGGGAAACAUGGAAAUGUUUGACCCUCUAACUAAUAAAUGGAUGAUGAAGGCAUCCAUGAACACCAAAAGGAGGGGGAUUGCCCUGGCUGCGCUCGGAGGCCCUAUAUACGCUAUCGGGGGACUGGACGAUAACUCCUGCUUCAACGACGUGGAGCGCUAUGACAUUGAGUCGGACCGCUGGAGUGCUGUGGCCCCCAUGAACACGCCCCGUGGGGGGGUCGGCUCCGUGGCCCUGGGGAGCCAUGUGUACGCUGUGGGGGGUAACGAUGGCAUAGCGUCGCUCUCCAGCGUGGAGAGGUUCGACCCCCACCUCAACAAGUGGACGGAGGUGAAGGAGAUGGGGCAGCGGCGGGCCGGGAACGGCGUCAGCGAGCUCAACGGCUGCCUCUACGUCGUGGGGGGCUUCGAUGACAACUCUCCGCUGAGCUCCGUGGAGCGCUUUGACCCCCGCUCACACCGCUGGGAGUACGUGGCGGAGUUGACCACGCCCAGAGGGGGCGUGGGUGUGGCCACUGUCAUGGGCCGCGUCUUUGCCGUGGGCGGGCACAACGGUAACAUCUACCUAAACACGGUGGAGGCCUUCGACCCACGCAUGAACAGGUGGGAGCUGGUGGGGUCGGUGUCUCACUGCCGGGCCGGUGCCGGGGUGGCCGUCUGCGCCUCCCACAUCAGCCAGAUCAGGGACGUGGGCCAGGGCUCCAGCAACGUGGUGGACUGCAUGUGACCCGCGGGGCAAGCCUGCUGUGACAUCACAGUACGAGACGCCAUGUUGGUGCUCGUGCACACACACACACAGACUCGCUCACUCAGAUACACCCACACACACACACACAUCCACGCACAUGCACUCACCUACACACACACACACUAGCGCAUGCGCACACACACUCACUCAUCCACUCACAUACACACACAUGCACGCACGCACAUGGGGCCAAGUUGCACACAUUAAAGGCGUUAACUUUCAACUCGCUCCUGAGCAGGAAGGCUUUAUCUGAAGUGCUUCUUGCAGUCAAAUGUGCCCUACUUCUGUCUGUUGGGACAAUGCUUGACGGGAGAAUUCAGAAAAUGUACCGGCAGUGUAUUUUUCACAUUCCCGCUCCACGUCUACUCUUGAUGAUUGUUCGUUGUUGUGAACCAGUUGAUGUUGUGGCCUGUAUGCCGCUUUUAAGAAGCAUUUAAUUCAAAAGCCACUGUGGGGAUGGGAGUCUUUGUUAAUGGCAGAGCUUAAGGAGGUUCUGUUCUUCACUUCUGACCCAAAGCAAUUAGGCAGAUUUUAAUAGCUGUACUAGCCCACUGCUGCAUAGUCCCUCUUGCCCACAGCUUUUCAGAAGAUAGUUUUAAAGGCAUAUUUCACUUCGGUAAAACACUAGUAAUUUUGUGGAUUUGGGAACCGGAAAACCAAGAGGAACGGUGCUGCUGUCAACGUCAUCAGGGACAUCUGAUGUUGCUAGUAUUCAUACUAUGCAAAUACAACGGGGUAAGCUCAGCAAAAUGACUUGUGUUACACCAAAGUGAAAUGUCCCUUUAAGGUGGUUAAGGCCUAAUGCAGGGCUGCUGAACCCUGUUCCUAGAGAUCCGUUGUCCUGUAUGUUUUCACUUUAAACCUAACAAAGCACACCUCGUUCAGCAGCUAGCGAUCUUGUCUUGCUGCUAUUUCGUAGAAUCAGGUGUGCAAAAUUAGGGUUGAAAUAAAAAACCUCAGGAUGGUUGGAAUGCAGGAACAAAGUUGGACAGCGGGUCUAAGACAGCUCCUAGAACCUUCUGAACUCUUGAGCCUCAGUUCUGAACUCGAUAAAGGCAGAGGUUCAUUCAUCUCAGAUUACUGCGAUGUUCUUAUUGAUCAUCUUCUGUAAGACGCGAAAACGCCAUUAGAAAAGUUCUUUGGUUAAUAGUCUAGCCAAUCCUAAUUAAGCUCUCAUCUGUCUGGAUAGCAGUAGGCCCAGUGAAACAGUCGAUCUUUUAAAAGAACAUGUUGACUCGUGUCAGUGUGUUCUUGCGAGCGAACAAUCAUUCCCAAACCUUGGGUAGCCACGAGACAGGUAAGACUGGGGACCUACAUGAAAUGUGUACCAGACAGUGUUUGCGCUUUUAGUUGUGCUAAAGCAUGAACUGUUUUUCUGCCAAAACCCUACACUGAGACUGCAGGGAAAAAAUGGUUCAUUAGAGAUUUGUAGAGUUUUCUAUAAGUAAUACAAUAUACUGUAUGUGUAAAGUGAUAUUCUUUACAUUUCGUUGAAUAUAUAUAUAUAUAUAGUUUACAUUUAUAUAAUAGAUAAUUGUGCACUAUUUUCUUAGAGUCAAGGUUGAAGUAUAUUUUUGUCUUUUUUGGGGAUAAAAUGUUUGAAGUGAAGUUGAUAUGGAUUAUCGAUGUGUUGAUAGUGUCUACACUUUAAUAGCUCAUUUGAAACUUCACUAGCUGCUUUUUUAUCCAUUGGCCAUCACUGGUGCAUGUGCUGGGGUCUAGUUAUUGGUUAUGAAUGCAAAUAUCUGAAGAAUUAGGAUAUUAUGUUAUUGUAUAUUUAUAAGUUGAACUUGGUUUUGUAUAUAGGCUGAAAGAGAAUGGGGAUUGCACAGGAUAGAAGGUGUAUCACUUAUAUUUGCAUAACCAAAACAUAUUUUUGUACCCAUGUGUCCUUAAGGGAGACAUCCAAUCACUCCAUUUUGUACUGUACCUAUUUGUUUAAUUAACAAUAUUUUAAUGUAAUGCUGUUGCAGGUGAUUGUGAUUGUCAGGUAUAUUUUGUGUAUUUGUAUAGUGAUGGAUAUUCUUGACUUUUUAGAAAAUUGCACUGUUUUGUGCCAGGCUGUGCAUGACAGCACACAUGUACAUGUAUAAUAUUGAUGCACUGUUCUGUCACAACAAGGAGAUUGCUACUUGAGAAUAGGACAUUUCCUGAAAUGGCCAUGUGUGUGUAUUUAUUGAGGGGUUGGCAGUUGUACUUCACUGGCAAAGCAUUACCAAUCACCAUCCAUCUUGCCCUUUCUCUGACCUGUGGGUAGUACUCAGAAGGAUUUGAAGAGGAUCUAACACCAUAAUUCCUUGGCUGAAUUAUUUUUUGAAAUGUCUGGAUCUCCCUGGCUCCAAGAAAUACUGUAAUAGCAUAAUUAUCAUUUUUUGUGUUCUCCUGACAGUAAAGGUGACUUACUCAGUAGUCUAAUGUGUGCUGUUGGUGUUUCUGAAAUGGACAUAAGCACUACUCAGUCCACUUCCACUGGUUUCAGUUUUUCCAUAUAUAAGCCAUGUAAACUAUGUGUUGUCGCAGUUACAGUGGACAUUAGGUGUACUGCAUCUUUUCAUAUUCAGCGGUAUAUUGAAAUAAGGAUAUGAAAGAAAAAGGUGUCAGAAGGCUUUAACAUUGUGGUUGUCUUGUAAAACAGUUCCCAGGGACUUUCACAAAAAAGCUUUUUUAAUUUUUUUGUGAAAAAAUAUAUGCCUUGUCAUUUCUUUCCCUUUUUACUGACAGACUGUUGCUUAAAUCAUGGGUAUAGUUUGUAUUGUUAAAAAAUAAAAUUCUCAAUGUACAAUUUA
Messenger RNA from Anguilla anguilla (European eel), 4768 nucleotides. It is a transcript of the gene klhl8, whose product is annotated as kelch-like family member 8. The coding region runs from base 114 to 1961 and encodes 615 amino acids. The transcript is spliced from 10 exons. Lineage: Eukaryota; Metazoa; Chordata; Actinopteri; Anguilliformes; Anguillidae. The record is from RefSeq and is a predicted model, not a curated record. Gene Ontology annotation, molecular function: protein binding.